Messenger RNA from Lampris incognitus (smalleye Pacific opah), 10129 nucleotides. RefSeq names its product jumonji domain containing 1Cb (gene jmjd1cb). Bases 213 to 9050 code for a protein of 2945 amino acids. Gene Ontology annotation, molecular function: transcription coregulator activity; histone H3K9 demethylase activity; chromatin DNA binding. The transcript has 31 exons. The record is from RefSeq and is a predicted model, not a curated record. Lineage: Eukaryota; Metazoa; Chordata; Actinopteri; Lampriformes; Lampridae. Gene Ontology annotation, biological process: regulation of transcription by RNA polymerase II. Gene Ontology annotation, cellular component: histone deacetylase complex; chromatin.
GCAGCGGCAGCGGCGGCGGGCGGACUGCUGCGUGUUAACCCCCGGGUGUUUGCGGCCAGCGCGGCAGAUCGUCGUCCUCCGGUCCUCUUCCCGUCCGAGGGUCCUCGCAGAGCUGGUUUCAUGUAGUAGCUGGCCGCUCUAACGGCGUCGUUGUCGAAGUUUACCGAGGUUUUUUGGUUUUUUGUGUUUUUUUGGUGGACCAGCCAGGGGCCAUGGCAGUCGAGGCUCGCCCGGAGCUGGUCGGGAAGCGCUUUCUCUGUGUCAGCGGGGACGAGCCGCCCCAGAUCGGCGACAUAGGUCGCUGGCCGUGGAGGUCCGGUGUCGUACGAGCCGUCAGCCACCGUGACAGCGACAGUCCCGACCUGACGGUCUAUGUGGAGUUCGAUGAUCAGGAAUGGGAGAAGAGAGAGUGGGUAAAGGUCUACGAGGACUUCCAGCUGUUCCUGCUGGAGCACCAGCUGGUCUGGGCCAAGAGGAAGGAAGGGGAAGGAGAGAGGGAGCGAGAGAGAGGCCUUCUGCAAGGGACCAAGGCCAAACACAUACAGUGGCCUGCCCUGACUUUCAAGCCUCUGGUGGGGAAGGGCCUGUUGUCUUCAGCAACACCAGUGGAGUUCCUGUUAGACAGACAACUGGACUUCCUGUCUGACCACUCAGCCUACCAGCCAUACCAGGAUGAGGUGGACAGCCAGAGUCCUAUAUUAAGAGACAACCCGCAGCUCUAUGAAGAAGUGAAGGGCUGGCUCAAAGACCAGAAGGUCCAGGAGAUUUUUAUGCAAGGUCCUUAUUCACUGAAUGGCUACCGUGUGCGUGUGUACAGACAAGACUCGGCCACCCAGUGGUUCACUGGCAUCAUUACACACCACGAUCUCUUCAGUCGAAAUAUGGUCGUAAUGAAUGACCAGGUGCUAGAGCCCCAGAAUGUAGACCCCUCUAUGGUCCAGAUGACCUUUCUAGAUGAUGUGGUUCACUCCUUGCUGAAAGGUGAGAACAUUGGCAUCACAUCCAGACGCAGGUCACGAUCCAGCCAAAACAACAGCACUGCCCACAUGGCGGGAGGGAGACCCGGCGGGACCACUGGCAACACUCAGGGUCACUACACAAGAGCCCAAGCUAACAGCCCUCGCCCUGUCAUGACCUCAUCAGGCCCAACCCCCAAAGGCUCUCAGGGGAUGUUGGCCUCCCAGCAGCAGAGCCUUUUUCAGCAGGGCCAGCAGCCCGCCAGCCAGCUGUACCAGUCCCCUGGUGGAGGAGGGCGGGAGCAAAGGGAGCAGCGCAGCUCUCGUUCAUCCAGGAGAAAAGGAUCUGACAGUAGUGUUCCUGAGGAAGACAAGGAAAGGAGGGAGGACCUCACAGUGAGAGACUCCAAGUCCAAGGCCAAGCAGAUCAUCAACAAACGUAGGAAGGUCGAGGAGGAUGACAAAAAGGCAGGGCUAAAACGUCUGAAGACGGACAUUACUUCUGACUUAUCAGAGAGCAGUGACUCAGAAAACCCGCACAAUAAGACAACUGUCCACUCCUCCUGCUCCUCCUCUUCUUCCUCCUCUUCAUCUUCCUCCUCCUCCUCUUCCUCCUCCUCAUCAGAGCCCAACUCGGAAAAUGAGUUAAAGACUCGCAGCAGUGAGAUAAAAGCAGGAGGCCUUUCCAAAAUGGAAGAGGACAAGAAGCCUGUCACGUUGAUGCAGUGCUCUAAGGUCGAUGAUGCCUCCUCUCUCAUUGGUCGGCUGUCCCCAUGGGUGGAAAUUCAAGCAGCGGAAGAGAGCAAACGGAACAUUGUAAGAGAGGUGGGCACCCCAACGACGAAGGAACAAGAGGAAGUCGCAGCAUUAACGCAAAUCACACGGUCUCCAAGACAACAGGCACCUCAAAUGGCCGACACUGUCCAAGGCUGUAUCAUGGAGAGCAUCAAGAGCACUGUGAAAGCAACAUCCCGCUCCCACACACCACCAUCCUCCCAUCUCCAUGGCAACAGUGUAAUUGACAUCACAGAGGAUGCCCAGGCUACGGUUCACCGGGAGAGUUCUGAGGCCGUUUCGGCGCUCCUGGCCUCCCAGAAUGCAGAGUCCACUGCUCUGUCCCCAUAUCUCCCCCUCAACCCCUCUCCGGUCUCUUCUCCCCCAGUCCCCCCUUCUCCUUCUUCAUCAGAGGGGAGCCGCAGGCCAGAUGUCGAAUCUGCAAUGCAGCAGCAGGGCAUGAUGGGAGGCGGUAUGUCAUCGGCUCGAAGCCUCAGCAGCAAGAUAGAGUUCGCCCACUCUGAGGUCAUCAGGCCUGUGACAUCAGCGGCUGAGAGUGUAGCACUACCAGAGAAAGAGAAGGCAUCCCGUCAUAAUCUCCACCAUCAUCACCAACACACACCACCACCACCACAACACUACCCAUCGAUCCUGUCUGGCAUUAAGAGCCAUUCUUUAACAGAAGACAUGAGAAAACAGCAGCAGCAACUACUGCCCAACAAGAUGAGCUCAAAUCCCCCUCCUGAUCUGGCGAAGUCCAAAAUAAGCUCCAGUCCAAAUUCAAACCUAGCCCCACCCCUCCUAGACACUUUUAAACAAAAAACCCAGCACCCCCAAACCCCUCAGAACUUAUCCUACCCUAAUACAAGCACAGCCUCUCUCUCAGCUGAUCUCCAUAAACCCAAGCUCCAUUCAGGCCUCCUGGAUGUGUCCAAACCUAAACCCAACACCUCCCCUGAGGUCUCAAAACACAAAAUUCCCAAAUACUCAGAUUCAUCUCCAGCUCCAUCAGCCCGUUUGGCCACGAAGCCAGAACCACUGGAAGCUCCUCGUUCUGGUUUCAAGCCAGUACCGGCUCGCUCAGAAGCCUGUAACAGUGGCUCUAAUGGAGCAAACAGCAACAGUACCAAGAGCCCACUUAUCAUAGAUAAGAAUGAGACCUUUACCAUCUACCGAGACCCUGCACUGGUCUGCUCUGAUGCCGAGAACGCCGCUGGUGUUGCAACAGUGUCCUCCAAUCAUGUGUCUGCAUACCUCCACCCCCAUCUUCACCCCCUCCACUCCCCCUCCCCCCAUUCUCCUUGCCUGACCCCUGGUUCCCAUCCCCACACAGCCUCCCAUCUCCUUCCCCCUCCACCCACUUCAGCACUUCCCCACCUUCUGACACCGGGCGUGCUUCCAACCAUGCCUCCCCCAUCAGCUGCCACUCUUCUGGGAGCUCACCCUCGACUGGACUCCCCCGGGGGACUGGGACACCUCGCUCUGGCUCACAGCCACCCAGCAGCUGCUCACCAGCAGCCGUUCCUACAGGGUCAAGGCCCCCCUCCACCGUCUCUCUUGGCCCAGUCCCACAGCGGGGCAGCUGGGCUAGGCCUGUACCCCAUCCUGUGGCAGUACCCCAAUGGAACAGCCUCCUCUUACCCUCCAGGACUGAACCUGCCACCCUCUGCCAAGUGGGUUCACCCUGAGAGCCCCGCUGCUGUUGUUAACCCAGAGGCGUCCCUCAGAAGGAAGUCGGCGAGUCCAUGGCUGCACCAAGCUGCAGGCAGUUCCAGUGACAGUCUGGGCCUGUUGAGCCAUGUCCCCGUCCGCCCUGCCAGUGCAGAUGCUCACCGAGCUCCUGUUAAGAUGAACACACACACCAGCCCACCACUCUCCAAGACCACCGUGGAGCUUCACAAAGAUGAUAAGAAAAGUUUUGUAGACCCAAUUCGAACCCUGUCAUUGGCCCAGCUGAAGCAGGAGCAGACAGACAGGAGUCGAACACCCACAGGGAAGGACAGCCACCUGCAGCGUCUCUAUCUGGAGGCCCACAUCAAGCAAACCCGCCUGUCGCAGACACAGGAAGCUGUGCAAGCAGCAGAGCGAGCCAGCAAAUACAAAGAGGAGAACCUGCGAAUCCUUCAGGAGAGCAUUGAGGUUGCUCCAUUUACGGCCAAGAUUCAGCGCUCCAACGACCCAGGGAUGGACAGAGAGAGGGACAGAGAAAGAGACCGAGAGCCACCCUUCCCUGCCCACAUUCCCUCUCUUGCUACCAUCAGCCCAAAGGCUGUCCACUCCCACCACCAUCCCCAACCUCAUGUCAUUCAGUCAGAGAAAAGCAAUUACUUUACCACGCUGUCUAAUAGUGUAGUGAAUGAGCCUCCAAGACUCUACCCCUCCAAGGAACUCAAUUCUUAUUAUGAGAAAGUAUCUAUUGGGGCUCCAGGAGUAGUGGCCACUGCUGGGUCUGCAGUGCCUAGUCAAGGAGCUUUGUCCCUGGGCAGCUAUGGCUCCAAGGUCUCCCUCUCCAAGCCACCUCCACUCAUCAAGCACCAGCCUGAAGGAGGAGAGGGUUUAGCAGGGAAAAUCACUGAGCAACUCAGCCAGCAUGUGGCACUUGUCCAACAGCAACAUCAUGCUGGGAUAGAGAGGCUAGAACGGCGCAGCCCUGCCAUCUCUACUUCCUCAUCUGUUUCCUCUUCCUCCCUGACCCCUAACCACCACCAUCAUCAUCAUCAUCACCAGCAACAGCUCAGGGGAAUGCCAUCUCUACAUCGAGCACCUGUGUUCCACCCACCUACGCAGCACGCACUGGAACGAAAAGAGGCUGCUGAACGAGAACGAGAGCGGGAACGAGAAAAGGAAAGAGAGAGAGAGAGGGCCGGCUAUGGCGGGCGCCUUUCCCCGCCAACUCUCACACCCAUUCAGCCAGUGAGCUUAUCAGCUGCCGGUAGUAAAAGGUCAAUGGAGCAGCAGAAGCCCCCUACACUACUACCAGAGCUCAGGGAGGUCAAAGGUCAUGGAAUGGCUACUACUGCUGCCUCUGUGACCUCAGCCUCUGGUGUCGAGAUUGAAGGGUGGAAGAGUGGGGAAAUUAUUCAAGACAGAAGUGGAGAAAGAGGAGCAUGGCUCUCUGGAGAGAAAGGAGGUGGGGGGGUGCGGAGCAAACCCCAAGCAGCUAUGGCGUCAGUCAUUGUGCGUCCAUCAACUUGCAUUAAAUAUGAAGGCAGCUCACAUGUCGGUGCUAAUACAACUGGUGCUAUAAUACACAAAGACCUACCCAAAGGGAGGCUGUACCCAGUCAAGCCUGAAGGAGAAUGCCCAAGACAGGGAGAGAAUGUUAAAGAGCUUAGAAGUAGCCCUGGUACAGGUAGGGUUAUCCAACAUAACACUAACCUGGAUGACAUCUGCGGACAAUAUAAAAAAAGUUUUAUGCAAAGCAUGCAGGGACCUUUUGGAGCUAGUAACAUGAACUCGGUGUGCAGGACUGAGAUUUCAUCCUCACCAGAAUUCGGUCUACUGAGUAAAAGUGGACUUACUACCCCUGAUUUGGGUUACACCAUUUCAUCAAGGAGUGAAAUCACAUCCCAUAAAAAUGGGGUUAGUGGCCGGAUGCUGAGCCAGUUAGGACCAGGAGAGCACCAGGAGGGUUUGGGUUCAUGCACCUCAUCCCCAGGGGGUUCUUUGCUACCCACUAGUCCAGCAGGGACUCCACACCCAAGUCCCAGCCUCACCUCAAUGUCCAGCUCCAUCUCUGGCACCAGCCAUGCCUUUUCUCCCUCCUUUGUUCACCUUAAAAAGCACAAAGCUGCUUUGGCUGCAGCCCAGUCAAGAAAUAGCUUGACCAAUGCUUCCUCUAACACACCUGGAAACUCCUCUCUGACCUCUAAUUUAGUAGACAAGGCCCCUCCUCAUAGUUGUCCUCCUUCACUUCCUUCCAACCAAGCCUCAUCUUCCUCCAUCAACAGUGCUAGCAGCAGCUCACUAAGCAGUAGCACCACUCAAGACAAGUCUAGCCCUCUUCCCAAUGGCCAGCCUUCAGGACUGGCAGGACCAGGCUCAACAGCCAGUGGACAGCCCAGUAACUAUCAUAAACUGAAAAAAGCCUGGCUGACUCGGCAUUCAGAAGAAGAUAGGAACACAACUACUUGUACCACUACUACUACUACUACUACUACCACUACUACUAGUAGUAGUAGUAGUAGUAGUAGUAGUAGUAGUAAAUCAGAGAAGUUGCCUGGCGCUACUAGCACAGGUAAUACUGGAAAUAAUACCCCUGCCAUGUCGGAAAUGAUCAAACCAUGUUCCGUAAAUCUUAUUGCCUCUACCUCCGGUGACAUGGAGAAGAGUAAGGAAAGUGGAAACAAAGGAGGCGAGAGAGAAAGGCAGCCAGAGGAGAAAACAGGAGGAACUGGAGGGGACGAGAGGAAAGCAACACCUCCUACUAGGCGGGGGAACAAGCGGGCAUACGACUCAGGCUCAGAGAGUGGAGGGGAUGACUCAGAUGCAAGUGAGAGCAAGAUUGAGGGGCGUGCCAAGCGUCAGCCAAAACCAACAUACAAGAAGAAACAAAACGACAUGGCUAGGAAGAAAGGAGACAAUGAAAAGGAGGAAGAUGAAGUGAAGCCCAAUGGCAUCUUCAGAUCAGCCCGAGAGAAAACCAAACUCAAGCUAGCCAGUAGCAAUGGUAUCCCCCGCUCCGUGCUGAAGGACUGGAGGAAGGUGAAGAAGCUGAAGCAGACAGGGGAGUCCUUCUUGCAAGAUGACUCGUGCUCAGAAAUUGGGCCCAACCUACAGAAGUGUAGGGAGUGCAGGGUGGUCCGCAGCCGGAAGGGAGAGGAACCGGCCCACUCCCCGGUCUUCUGUCGCUUCUACUACUUCAGAAGGCUUUCGUACAGUAAAAACGGGGUGAUCCGCAUGGAUGGGUUCUCGUCUCCGGACCAGUUUGAUGAUGAAGCCCUGGCUCUGUGGGUCCCCGGGGUCCUGGAGGAGAGACAGCUGGACCGAGCCACAGCCAAAUACAUCCUCAGCUUCAUAGGAGACAAGUUCUGUCAGAUGGUCCUAACCGAGAACACUGCAGCCACCUGGGUCAAGAAGGAUGCCAAGCUAGCGUGGAAGCGUGCGGUGCGGGGUGUAAGGGAGAUGUGUGACGCUUGCGAGGCGACACUGUUCAACAUUCAUUGGGUGUGUCAGAAAUGUGGCUUUGUUGUCUGCCUCGACUGCUAUAAGGCCAAGGAGAGGAAGAGCUCGAAAGACAAAGAACUGUAUGGCUGGUUGAAGUGUGUUAAAGGACAACCCCAUGACCACAAACACCUGAUGCCAACACAGAUCAUACCUGGAACUGUCCUGACAGAACUGAUGAGCGCCAUGCACUCUCUGAGAGAAAAGUACAGCAUCAAAUCCCUCUGUCCCUGCACCAGCAAACCCAGCCUCCUCCACAAACUUCCGGCUACCAAUGGAGUCUCCCAGGUUCUGCAGAAUGUUUUGAAUCACAGCAACAAACUCUCCUUGGUCAAGGCCGAGCCAGGCUCCCAGCAGCAGAGCUCCGACAGAGGAGCCACCAAGCAGUCUACCGAGACUAACGGAGGAGGAGGAGGCGGAGGUAGCAGUCCAGGCAGUGAUGCUGGCAGUGCCCUCGUCACUCCACCAGAGUCCCAGUCUCCUUUGCAUUUUCUGGCCGACCUGGCAGAACAGAAGUCUCGGGAGGAGAAGAAAGAAAACAAGGAAUUGGUUUCACUAGGUAAACCAGUAAAGGAGGAGAAAGAAGUAGACGGCCUCGAUGUCCUCCAGCAGUGUAAGACUUCUUCGUUGGUGGCUAAUAGUACAGAGCAGGGUUCGACGCUGAGAGAUUUGCUCACCACUACAGCAGGGAAGCUACGGCUGGGGUCUACUGAUGCAGGAAUUGCCUUUGCACCAGUCUACUCCACAGCUUCGCAGACUGGUAAAGGUGGACGGGCCAUGCCUAACAUACUUGAUGACAUCAUUGCCUCAGUGGUGGAAAAUAAAAUCCCAGCCAGUCGCCAGAAUACCACAACCAAGCUGUCGAUCAAACAGGAGUCUCCUGCCCCUGGCAACAACACUAACUCCACUACCCUCGCUGAAGACACCAAACCAGACAAGAAGAAACUGACGCCAGUAGCUUCGGUGGUACCAGAAGAAUCAACCAAUCAGUAUCCAGAUAUCCCCCACUGCUGGUUGUUCCAUAGAAGGCUACUGUGGCUCAAAGAUCAUCGCAACCAGAACAACUGGAAGCUCUUCCGAGAGUGUUGGAGACAGGGACAGCCUGUGUUGGUCUCAGGGGUCCAUAAGCGUUUAAACCCCAGUCUGUGGAAAGCUGAGUCUUUUAAUCAGGAGUUUGCAGAUCACCAGGGGGACCUUCUCAACUGUAAAGACCAGCUUGUCUCCAACUCUGGAAUCAAGGAGUUCUGGGAUGGAUUUGAGGACAUCACUAAGCGUCCCAAGUCCAAAGAUGGUGAGCCCAUGGUUUACCGACUAAAGGACUGGCCUUCAGGAGAGGAGUUCAUGGCCCUCAUGCCCUCCAGAUAUGAUGACUUGAUGAGGAACCUGCCCUUGCCAGAGUAUUCUGAUCCAGAGGGAAACCUCAACCUGGCAUCCCAUCUGCCUUCCUUCUUUGUCAGACCAGACCUCGGACCAAGACUCUGCUGUGCAUAUGGUGUAGCAGCAUCCCAGGACCAAGACUUUGGGACAGCUAACCUCCAUGUGGAGGUCUCAGACAUUGUCUCAGUCCUGGUCUAUGUUGGAGUGGCCAAAGGCAAUGGAGUACUGUCCAAAACUGGAGUGUUGAAGCGCUUAGAAGAAGAGGAGUUGGAUGAGGGUGUUAAGAGAAGACUCAAAGACUCCACUGAGACGCCUGGAGCACUGUGGCACAUCUACCUCAACAGGGACCUGGACAAGAUCAGGGAAUUCCUACACCAGCUGAGUAAGGAGCAGGGGUUGGACAUGUCUGCAGAGCAGGACCCGGUCAGAGAGCAGGGCUGGUACCUCAGCAGGAAGCAGCGACAGCGUCUGUUUGAAGAGCACGGUGUCCAGGGUUGGACCAUCGUUCAGUUCCUAGGGGACUCGGUCCUCAUACCUGCUGGGGCCAUGCACCAGGUUCAGAACCUCCACAGCUGUGUUCAGGUCAUCAAUGACUUUGUUUCUCCUGAGCACGUAGUCAACUCCUUCUACCUGAGCCAGGAGCUGAGAGCCACUAAGGAGGAGGUCAACUAUGAAGAUAAGCUACAGGUGAAAAACAUUUUGUACCACUGUGUGAAGGAGGUGGUGACCUCCCUGAAGCGGGCCAGUGCUGAAGGAGCCGGGGAAGACGAGAACUCAUGACACCCCAUCUUCCUCAACCCUCUCCUCCUCAGAGGUCCACAGGGGUCAUUGCUGGGAUCCUUGUAGCUGGUUGCAAAAAAAACAAGUUGUUUCUGAAAAAGGGGAUGAAACCACCAUCGGCAUGUCACCUUCACUGCCUGCUCCUGGUCAGCCGGCUCAGCAGGUGCUGUGAGUUGGCACUUGGUCAUGUAAUGUAAAACUGUAGCUGUUCUGGAACUAUGUCAUGUCAUUUGGGACUUUGUCGUGGAACCUUCAACACCGACCUCAUGACCUGAGGUGAGGUCAUAUGAGGAGAAAGGCAUUUGAGGCAUUCUUUUCCAGAAAUGAAGUGAUGUGGUCAAGAAGGCCUAGUCACAAUGGCUUCGUCACAUGACCCAACAGCAAACACAUCAUGUGACCUGAGAAUAUGCAUGGAUGGACAAAUACAGUAACUGUGAUGGUGGUUCACAUCAUCCCAAACCUUCAGUGCCAAGCAGACUUGGAGCAGAAGGCCUGUGGGCCUGUGGGACAGACAGCCUUGUGCUUUCUACGAUAAUUUUAUGGUUUCUCUGUUUUAAUGGGCUCAGAAAAUCAGUCGGUCGAGAGGAAAUCCGGUAAAGAGAUGAGGGCUUAAGACUGAAGUGGCUAGCCUUAUUAGAAACCACUAUAUUUUGUGUUUCAUGGCAUGUGCCAUUAUGUCCUCAAUGUCCUCUUCUCAGCGGGGUGGAGAGAAGCCCAACAAGCAUUAAAAGCAACUUGGCACUAUUACUCUAAUGAAGACCAAUAGUAUUUCAGUUUGUACCACACAGGCUGGUGGUAGCGGGAUGUUCCUCAUAGGGCAGGCGUAGGUGGAAAUGAGCCUCGCAGGAUGCUGGAGUACUGAGGGAGAUGCAAGUAGGUGGCCCCAGGUCUAUCAGUCCAUGUGUCCUUGAGCAAGGCAUGAAAUCUCUUUCUGCUCUCUUGUUGUAAGCUGUUCUGGGUAAGUUGUCAGCUAGUGUUUUUAAUGUGCUACGCUUAUUUCAAGUCUGUGCUCGUGGUCCACAGAUAAGUCUCAGACUUGGCUGAUCACCGCAGCAUCACCAGCAGCAGCAGCAGCAGCA